GUUUAGUCUGCCAACUGAAUCAAUCCUCAAAUCAGUAUAACUACCCGAUAACGGCCGAGUGGGCACUGUAUAUAUAUCUGAUUGAAUUUGGCGAGCUUCUUUGCAUACUCUUAUCAUGAGCUUAUGCUUCCUCUGCUCAAAUUUAAACCCUUUAAUUUUACAAUCCGAACCCCAUUUUCGAUGGGUUCCCAAACCUACCCGGCAGCUCCGAAUUAUUCAGCAAAGACAAGCAAAGCGCGCUUUUUGUGGUUCAAUUAGGGCUUUGGAAGAUGGAAUCGGAGUCUUAUCGCCCGACGAUACCGUUUCGGUUCGCAAUCCGGUGAUUGAGACCGGAGAUGAAGAUGAAGCGGAAGAUUUUCACCAAGGGUUCAAUGGAGCUGCAAGUACCGAAGCAGAAGAAAAUUCUCAAACCUCGGUGUUGAAGAAGAUCGAGAGGAAGAAAGGGGCGCAGGUGGAGGAGAAUGAUGAUUCUGAUGGCCGGUUCACGCUACGUAAUGGAAGAGAGGUUUUUGAAGAGAAAGCCUAUCUAGUGGGAGUUGCGUGCAAAAACAAUAUUGAUGAUUCAUUUGGUAUAGACGAAUCACUGAAAGAGCUGGCCCAACUGGCUGACACUGCUGGACUACUUGUUGUUGGUUCUACAUAUCAAAAACUAUCCACUCCAAAUCCUAGGACAUAUAUAGGGUCUGGUAAAGUUGCAGAAAUAAAAAGUGCAAUCCAUGCGUUUGAAGUUGAGACUGUAAUAUUUGAUGAUGAACUUUCACCAGGGCAGUUGCGUAAUUUGGAGAAAGCUUUUGGUGGAGAUGUCCGAGUGUGUGAUCGCACGGCUCUUAUUUUGGAUAUCUUUAAUCAACGGGCAGCCACUCGUGAAGCUUCUUUACAGGUUUCACUGGCACAAAUGGAGUACCAAUUACCACGGCUAACAAGAAUGUGGACUCACCUUGAGCGUCAAUCUGGAGGGCAGGUCAAAGGUAUGGGAGAGAAACAAAUUGAAGUCGACAAGCGUAUUCUACGUACUCAAAUUGGUGUUCUCAAGAAAGAGCUAGAAUCUGUUCGAAAGCAUCGAAAACAGUACAGAAACCGACGCACCUCCGUUCCUGUCCCUGUAGUGUCUUUGGUUGGAUACACAAAUGCUGGCAAGAGUACACUACUGAAUAGAUUGACAGGGGCCGAUGUUCUUGCUGAGGAUAAAUUAUUUGCCACACUUGAUCCUACAACAAGAAGGGUGCAGAUGAAGAAUGGAAAAGAGUUCCUCCUGACAGAUACAGUAGGGUUCAUUCAAAAGUUACCGACAACACUGGUUGCAGCCUUCAGGGCAACAUUGGAAGAAAUCUCUGAAUCAUCGCUUAUGGUGCAUUUGGUGGACAUCAGUCAUCCUCUGGCAGAGCAACAUAUUGAAGCUGUGGAUAAAGUUCUUUCAGAACUUGAUGCAUCUUCAAUCCCAAAGUUGAUGGUAUGGAAUAAGGUUGAUAAAGCUGCAGAUCCUGAAAAGAUCAAGUUGGAAGCUAAGCAAAAAGAUGUCAUUUGUAUAUCCGCUUUGACUGGUGAAGGGUUAAACGACUUUUGUGAUGCUGUUCAGAAUAAGCUGAAGGAUACUAUGGUUUGGGUAGAAGCGUUGAUACCCUUUGAUAAGGGGGAACUCCUCAGCACCAUACACCAAGUUGGAAUGGUUGACAGAACGGAAUACACGGCAAAUGGAACCUUGGUGAGAGCAUACGUGCCCCUCCGUUUUGCCAGGAUUCUCACCCCGAUGAGGCAAAUGUGUGUGUCGUAACAUCUUCCUCCCAUCAGAAUCCAGAUUUCGUGACAAUGCCUCAUUAUCAAGAUUAGUUCAAAGCUCGUGUACGGUGUACAUAAUUGGAUUACUGUUGCGUGUGUAAAUAUAUUGACACAUUUGUAUUUAUGUAUAUGUAUUCUCUCUCAGAUCCUUUCUAAGGUGAUAUUCUCUGUAUGUUGAAGAGUGCAGACAUCAAUAUAAGCUUUCCUCUAUGAUUCAGUCUA
This is a messenger RNA of Ipomoea nil (Japanese morning glory), 1998 nucleotides long. Its product is annotated as GTPase HflX. The transcript has 13 exons. The record is from RefSeq and is a predicted model, not a curated record. The coding region runs from base 116 to 1771 and encodes 551 amino acids. Gene Ontology annotation, molecular function: ribosome binding; GTP binding. Lineage: Eukaryota; Viridiplantae; Streptophyta; Magnoliopsida; Solanales; Convolvulaceae. Gene Ontology annotation, cellular component: cytoplasm.